Messenger RNA from Brassicogethes aeneus, 2970 nucleotides. NCBI's taxonomy places the organism in Eukaryota, Metazoa, Arthropoda, Insecta, Coleoptera, Nitidulidae. The record is from the annotation of a GenBank genome assembly.
AAAUAAUAUCAUAUCCCCUCAAAAACUCAAAAAUUUGAGACUUAACAAUCAUUAUUUUAUUUAUUUGCAGUUUAAUUUAAAAAACAAGUGAUUUGUGAUUUAAAUCAAAAUAUCAGAAUACCAGCACUUCUAUUUGAAAUGGAGCAUUACAAAACAAAGCUACUAAACAAAAGUGAGGAAAUGAGGGACCGAAUCAAGGAAGAAAUCAAAGAUUGUGGAGAUCAGGUGAAAGAAAAACUUAAAGAUGUGUCAGAUAUGGGUUCAGAAGUUUUAAGAAACUUCCUUAGCGUAGAAGCACCACCUAAUAAGGUAACUGAAGUAAAAUCCGAUGGGUUUUCAUCAAGAAAAAUACUUUAUCGAGAAGAUGCCCUUGUUGUUUAUUUACCCCCUGAAAUUGAAGGAAAAAAGGAUAAAAGUGUUUAUGAAAUAGUUUUGCAUAGACCUACUACUGAGACAAUACACCAAACAUACAGUUUGUUUAGGGCCGAUACUCAAGACCAGGCUGAAGUAAAGUUUUGUACUUUUAAGGAUAAGUUGCCAAUUUUAGUGGAAAUAUCCAAGGAUAUGUGUAACUUACCAGGGCUGCAAAAAAUAUCAGACAUUCUUGCCGAACAUCCUACGUGGACGAUCGCGCAUUUGGCUGCCAAUUUCGCUCUCUAUGAGUCUUUUAACAACCCAAAAGUCAGUAGUUUCUUAAAUAGUUCGGAUGCUGAAACUGGAAUGUCGCCACUGCAAGUGGCCAUCACAACCCACAAUCUUAAAACUGUACAGAUACUGGUGAACCUAAACUGUUCCUUGGAACAUCUGGAUAAUGAAGCGAAUUCCGUUUUUCACUAUGCAGCUAGCACCACCAAGGAAAUUAUUUUGGUUUUGACGCAAGGUUCUCCGCCAAGAUGUUUAAAUGCCAGAAAUAAAAACGGUUAUACCCCUUUGCAUAUGGCAUGUUUGGCUGAUAAGCCUGACUGUGUUAGAGCUUUGUUAUUGGCAGGAGCUGAUGUUAAUAAAACUGCUGUUAACUCUGAAAAUGACAACAUUGAACCAGGAUAUGUUGGUAAUUUCCUCCAAGAUCACCCAUCGAGCGUCCUCUAUCAAAAAGACAUGAAAUUCGGCGGCACGCCUUUGCAUUGGUCGUCGUCAAGACCUGUUAUAGAGGCUCUAGUCGACAUGAAUUGCCACAUAGACUCGACGAAUUUCGAACAGAAAACUCCGUUGCACAUGAUGGUGCUGCGAAAUCGCCUCGACUGCGCAGUCGCGUUGCUGAGCAGGCAGGCGAACCCUGAUCUGGGCGACUGCGACGGCAAUCGUCCGAUACAUUUGGCCGUUAAAGAAGGAAACUUGCGGAUCAUUCAGUGCCUAAUAGUUUUCGGGGCCAACUUCGACUUGGUUAAUAAUGCAGGCGAGACUGCAAGGCAUCUGCUAACAAAAGACCAAGAUCAAAAAUUUCUGUACUAUUUGCACGCGGUGGGUGCCAAACGUUGUAACCCCGACAUGGUAAACUGUACGCAGGGUUGCAAACAUGACGGCACUUUUGAUGGGAUUCCCCCGCCAGAAGUGAUGGGACCAACCAAUAGGGAGGUUUUAAAUCAAAUGUUGGCUGUUGCUGGUAUGGAUGUGGCAUCUUCUAAGGUAGGAAACGGUAAAUUCCCGAAACACGGUAGACUUUUGUGUCUAGAUGGUGGUGGUAUUAGGGGAUUAGUGUUGGUUCAGACUCUACUUGAAUUGGAAAAUGCCUUUGGAAAGCCAAUUGGGCAAUGUUUCGAUUGGAUUGCUGGAACUAGCACAGGAGGUAUAUUGGGUCUUGCCAUAGCUUCCGGCAAAACAAUGCAAGAAUGCCUGUGUCUCUACUUCCGGCUGAAGGAGAUGACGUUCGUCGGCAUUCGGCCGUAUUCGAGCGAAGCUUUGGAGAACAUCCUGAAAGACACGUUCGGAACGGAGACCGUUAUGUCGGACAUAAGGCAUCCGAAACUGAUGAUAACGGGCGUGUUGGCCGACAGAAAACCCGUGGAACUCCAUUUGUUCAGGAACUACGACAGCCCGAGCGAGAUUUUGGGCGUGAAGCACGACUCGCCGUUCGAGGCGCCUCGACCUCCCAGAACCCAGUACAUGUGGGAGGUUGGGAGGGCCACCGGAGCUGCACCAACAUACUUUAGAGCUUUUGGAAGAUACCUAGAUGGUGGCCUAAUAGCCAAUAACCCGACGUUGGACGCAUUAACUGAAAUUCAGGAGCAUUGUUUAGCAUUAAAAGCUGUUGGUAAAGACGAUGAAGCAUGUCCAGUUUCUGUGGUGGUCAGUUUGGGUACUGGACAGAUCCCCACCACAAUUAUAAAGGAAAUAGACGUGUUCCGACCUGAAAGUAUUUGGGACAGCGCCAAACUGGUCAUCGGAAUCUCAUCUUUGGGAAAUCUUAUUGUUGAUCAAGCUACACAAUCUGAUGGAAGAGUGAUUGACAGAGCCAGAGGAUGGUGUUCUAUGAUUGGAGUGCCAUAUUUCAGAUUUUCUCCAUUAAUGUCUGAGGAAGUAGCAAUGGAUGAAAAAUCUGAUGAAAAAUUGUGUAAAAUGUUAUGGGAAACUAAAGCAUACAUGCGCCAAAAUGCUAGCCUGAUGAGGGAAUUGGCUGAUAUACUUCAUAGGGGAUAAAUGUGUUUUAUUAAUUUUAUGUGUAGGUACUUUUUAAAAUACUUUUAUAGGUAUUAAUUUAGCCAUUUCUUUGUACAAGUUAGCUUAAACUAUUAAUUUUCACCUUUAAAAAUGUAUGUGAUCAAUAUCUAAUAUUUAUACCUAACUGUAAAUCUAGAAAUAUUUAAUUUAUUAUGUGAUAUAAUGGCUUUGUCUGUUUACCUUGAAUUUAAUUUUUUACAAUUGCAAAACUGUUCAAGAACGGCAUGACAAUAAUUUCCUAGUCAUGAAAGUAGUCAUACUUAGGUAGGUUAACUUAUUUUGUUUAUCUAAAUGUAUAUUUCUAUGUUAUGC